Cutaneotrichosporon cavernicola is the source of this 1116-nucleotide messenger RNA. RefSeq lists its product as uncharacterized. The transcript has 4 exons. Gene Ontology annotation, cellular component: cytoplasm; nucleus. The record is from RefSeq and is a predicted model, not a curated record. Gene Ontology annotation, molecular function: protein binding; protein arginine N5-methyltransferase activity. Lineage: Eukaryota; Fungi; Basidiomycota; Tremellomycetes; Trichosporonales; Trichosporonaceae. The coding region runs from base 1 to 1116 and encodes 371 amino acids. Gene Ontology annotation, biological process: peptidyl-arginine methylation.
AUGGACGUCGACGCCUUUCCGCCUGAAGCGCAAGCGCUCGCCCACGCUCUUUUAGCAGCAGCCCAGGCCUCUCCCAUCGCGGACGUCAAGGCGCUACUCGAUCGCGGUGCACCAGCAUGGUACCAGGAUGACGUUCUUGGCUGGAGUGCGCUUCACUACGCCGCGGAGCGGCGCGAGCCGGCACUUCUCCGUACCCUCCUCCGGGGUGGGGCAGUGUGGAAUGCCGUCGACCACUGGGGCCGGACGGCUGGCGAGGUCUGCCUCUCUCUGAAUGACCGGGAGGGGUGGGAAGCGAUUCGGAAUGAGGGUGUGCGAUCCGAGAUGCUUGUGCAUGCCAUGCGUGGUGCUUCGGGGGGAGCUAUGACCCUGCGCGCAGAAGAUAAAAGCAGCGCGGGAGAUAACCUCGCGUUCCUCAAGAGCCAGCUCAAGUGGGAGAUGGGCGAGGACGGACGCGAGCGCGUGCUCGACGCCGACGGGAACGGCGUCAUGAUGGGAUGGGAGGAGCCGCUCAUGCGCGAGCACGUGCGCCACAUGACCGACCAUAUUUGUGCGAAAGACAAGGGUGGGGACGGCAUGAGUAUCCUCAAUGUCGGGUUUGGGCUCGGUAUCGUCGACCGCCUGUUCCAGGCUACACAGCCUCUCCACCACGUCAUCAUCGAGGCGCACCCCCAGGUCCUGGCGUAUAUGAAGAGCAAGGGGGUGUACGAGUGGCCUGGAGUGAGGGUGCUCGAGGGACGGUGGCAGGACUUUGUGGGGGAGCGGAUGGGCGAGUUGAUUGAGGCAAGUGGGGGGAUGGGCUUUGAUGCGAUUUUCGUUGACACGUUUGCCGAGGGCUACGAAGACCUCAAGGCGUUCUUCGAGGUGUUGCCAGACAUCCUCGAGGCUGAACACGGCAUCUUCUCGUUCUGGAACGGCCUCGGCGCGACCAACCCCACCAUCUAUGCCGUCUCGUCGUCGCUUGCCGAGCUGCACAUGGACGACGUGGGGCUCGAGACGACGUGGCACGACGUGGCGAUCCCCCAGAGUCUCGCGGAGGAGGUGUGGCGCGGCGUCCGGCGAAAGUACUGGGAGCUGCCGGGCUACCGCCUCCCGAUCGCUAAGAUGCGGCUUGCAUAG